GGUGGCCGUUUCCAAAUGGCUGAGGGUUUACUGUCAAUCCUGCGUAAACUGAAAAGCACCCCAGACCAGGAGGUGAGAAUCCUCCUCUUGGGACUGGAUAAUGCAGGCAAGACCACACUCCUGAAACAGCUGGCAUCUGAGGACAUCAGCCACAUCACGCCAACACAGGGUUUUAACAUCAAAAGUGUACAGUCUCAAGGCUUCAAGCUGAACGUAUGGGACAUAGGUGGACAGAGGAAGAUCAGGCCGUACUGGAGGAACUAUUUUGAAAACACCGAUAUCCUUAUCUAUGUCAUUGACAGUGCAGAUAGGAAGAGGUUUGAAGAAACGGGUCAGGAGCUGGCUGAGCUUUUGGAUGAAGAAAAGCUUAGUGGAGUCCCAGUGCUCAUAUUCGCUAACAAGCAGGAUUUGCUGACGGCUGCCCCUGCUUCGGAGAUUGCUGAGGGACUGAACCUACACACAAUCCGGGACAGAGUCUGGCAGAUCCAGUCUUGUUCAGCUCUUUCAGGAGAGGGAGUACAGGACGGCAUGAAUUGGGUGUGCAAAAAUGUCAAUGCUAAGAAGAAAUAAAGCGUUCUGAGCUGCAUGGAAAUGGAGGAGCGGUGGGAGCAGAAUUCUAGCCUGAAAACACUAAUUUGCUGCUUUCUGACCAAAUGUUUUUCCAUCUGUGCACAGCUACAGCUGUUAAAAGAAAAAAAAAAAAAAAAAAAAAAAAAAAAAAAAAAAGAGAGAGAAAAAAAAGGGAACAACAUCGGUUAAAACCUACUGCUGGAUUUGGAACUUGACCUGCUCUUUAGUAUCGUUUUUUAUCCCAAUAAAGGAAUUGUGUAUUUCCUCCCUAUGUAUAAAUAGUAUUAAAUGUCUGAUUAGCAAGCAAGUUUGUAACCAGAAGCAGGACUGUGAUUCAGUCUGGAGCAGAGGGAGUGGUGAGUUACUGUAGUUACUUAGAUGCAUCAUAGGGCCUGCCCUAUACCUGCGGGUUCGCAGUUGCUGAGGACACGCUCAGGUGUCAGUCACAGCUUCCCCUCCGUGACAGAUAAAAUGCGGUUGUGUUACCAGUUGUGGGUAGUUUCUUAAAAUAAAGCUGCUAAGGAGUCAUUUGUGUAAUGAGGGUAGAAGACUUCCACAUAUUCCUAUAGCCAUAAAAGAGGAGUUUGAUCAUAGCGAGGCACUGUUGCAUUGCGACACCGCUGUAGAAGGGAGAGACGGGUUAUAUGUGUAUAAUUGAAGCUCUUUACAGUUGGAAUAAUGCAGGAUGAGCGUGCCUAGGGCUUUUCUCGCAGCUGAAGGAGAAUUUAGCCCAGCAUUUCACCUUGAGCCAGCAAAAAUGUGGUUCCUGUGUUCAGUAAAUUCCAUAUAUGAGAUUAGUCUUGAUGUUGAACAAUCCCUGUUGAUUUUCCCUUGAUGUUAAGGCAACUCCGCAGCAAAAUGCAAUUAAGUCCAUGAUUACUUUCUAGAAUGAGAUACCAGGUCCCAGGUUUCCUUUUUGAAAUGUGCAAAAUAUAUUCUCCUACCUCCCUUCCUCAGCAGGCCUUGCCUAGCCCUCUGAGGGCCUUGGGGACUGCCCUGUGGCGGGCUGGCUGCCCAGGGUCUGGGGUCCCCCCAGCCCAGAGCUGGCUGUGGGUUGCCCUGGUGAAGAGUGAGGAGCCUGAUAAACAGCAGAUGGGAAGCGUUCUUUAAAAUGAGGAUUCAUUCUUCCCUGAACUGGCCUUCCUCUAAAAGGAUGCAGUUGCUGAAAUAGGAAAGAGAAUUGUUUUCCACCUCCUCAUCCCUGAUUCAAACCUAGCUCCAGCUGAUAGUGAGCAGGAGUCAUUAGCACGCCAAAGCAGCCAUGUCCUGCAUGAAGUGAGCUUGGUGACUCCUGGGCCAGCUUCUAAUGCACAGAUGGUAAAAUAAUCCCCCUGCCCUGCUUGCCAGCUUUGUUUGCUGCCUGCCUGUGAAAGGCCAGAGAAUGACUAGGGACUGCAUUACCCCUUCCACCUCUUGGAGACGGACCGGCGGCAGUAUGGGAAGAGCUUCAUGUACUAAAGCAUGUGGCUUUACCACGCGUCAGCGAGUUGACUCAUGGACCCAGGCGGACGGCUGACACCCCUGGAGCUCCCAGCUCUUCGCUCCUCCCUUCCCCUGGACGUCCCCACCUCACAGCUGAAACAUCUGCACUGUACGUGAAGCAGCCCCUGGCUGCCUACGUGUUGCAGCCCAGCAGAUUAAAAUCAUCUGGGGCUGAUUCUGGGUCCCCCCAUACAUCGGGACGUACAGUAGCAGUUCAGGGGUUGAUCUGCAUGUAGUUCAGCUGUCUUUCUGUGGCUGGGGGCAGAGGGACAGCUGGGAUAGCAACUGCUUCAGCAAUCCAACUUUAAUCUGCCUGCGUCGGUGAGUCAGCACCCUCUGAGUGCAUCUGUCUCCAUCACGGAGGCAGGACAUGCAUGCCAUAGUAGUACAGCCUUGCUUUAAAAACCAGACAACUGGAGAGAGGGGGAAGAGCAGCCUCAAGUGAGCUGUUAAGCAAUCGCUAAUGACACGAAGUGACACAGCCCCAGCUUUGCAUGGAUUGAGUAAGGAGUCAUAAGAUGAGGAGAGAUGUUCAGUAACUCCCCAGCUGCAGUGGCUUAUCAGGAACCCUAGGAAUGUGAGCACUGCAUGUUCCUGGGCCAGCCCAAGGAGGAGAAAUGCAUGCCAGCAGUUCCUUGCAAUUAAUGCAUUUGACUGAUGCAAGGACUGUAAAGAAUUGCAGCCCUUUCUUGUAGGCACAGUUUGCGCUGGCUGAGUGGCAGAGAUUUGUGACAUACUCCCUAGCUUUGGAUUUGCCUGCACUGCAUGCCAGAUGCAGUGUGAAAUGCUUGGGUACCCCUCCUCUGGUCCUGUCAGGACAGAAAGCCCCCUUAGGGGCUCAGGCAUUGAUCCUUCUCACUUGCAAGGGAGUCGAGUUGGAGCUUCCCUACUGGCUCCCUACUUUUCUACCAGUGGCACGCUUACCCUGUGACACCCUACCUGUGC
This is a messenger RNA of Athene cunicularia (burrowing owl), 2997 nucleotides long. It is a transcript of the gene ARL3, whose product is annotated as ADP ribosylation factor like GTPase 3. Gene Ontology annotation, cellular component: cytoplasm; microtubule cytoskeleton. The record is from RefSeq and is a predicted model, not a curated record. Gene Ontology annotation, biological process: cilium assembly. NCBI's taxonomy places the organism in Eukaryota, Metazoa, Chordata, Aves, Strigiformes, Strigidae. Gene Ontology annotation, molecular function: GTP binding; GTPase activity. The coding region runs from base 16 to 570 and encodes 184 amino acids. The transcript has 6 exons.